GACUGCCCGCCCACCAGCAUUACUAGCUGGUGGGAAUGAAACACCCAAAAGUUUUUUUUUAAAGACCAAGAAGAAGAUAACGUACUGCCUUGAGAAAGACAAGGAAGUAGAUACUCCUUUAUCAGAGACUUGACUAUAUAUAUAUACCGUAAGAAGAUGGACCGAUAUCCGUACUGCAUGAUGCGAUAGCAACCAAUGAGCGCCCAAGAACCUUAAAAUCAGACCACAUUUGGCGUUAAUAAUCCACAAAAUGACCAUAACAAAAAAUAAACAAGCUCAACCGCAAAUACAUCACCAAUAUUAAGAAAUGCAUAAGACAAACAAGCCACUAGUCACAAGUCUGUUCAAAACGUAUCGCGCAGAUGUGAAAGACGACGGACACCCGAGCACGUCAAUAACAGACAAAAACACUGAUGGAGUGAAGAAAAUAGUAUUGACCAAUCAUCGAAUCACCGUUAGAGAAUUUGCUGAGAAUCUAAACAUAUCAAUUGACUCUUGCCAUUCGAUUUUUAUCAAUGAUUUGGGCAUGAGACGGGUCGCCGCGAAAUUCGUACCAAAAUUGCUGAAUUUCGACCAAAAACAGCAUCGCAUUAACAUUGCUAAGGAGCUCUUGGCCUAAAUUUUUUCCACAGGGUCAUAACUGGCGAUGAAUCAUGGAUUCACGGUUAGGAUGUGGAAACCAAAGCUAAAUCAUCCCAAUGGAAGCUGCCGCAUAAGCCAAGACCGACAAAAGCGCUUCAUGUUACGUUGAAUGUGAAGGUUUUACUCACAGUUUUCUUCGAUUGCAGGGGCGUGGUGCAUCAUUAGUUCUUGCCACAGGGUAAAACAGUCAAUAAGGAAUAUUACCUGCCACACUAAUAUUGCCGCAGCCACCGUUUCCCCUGAUCUGGGCCCUGUGAUUUUUUCUUGUUCCCGAAACUGAAGAAACUUAUGAAAGGACGAUGCUACGCUACAAUUGAAGAAAUAAAAAGAUCAUUGAAGGAUGAGCUGAACAAAAUCACAAAAAAUUAUUUUUUGAAGCGUUUCGAGGUUUGUAAAAAACGUUAACACAAGCUUAUAAUAUCUGAUGGGGAUUACUUUG
Agrilus planipennis (emerald ash borer) is the source of this 1081-nucleotide messenger RNA. RefSeq lists its product as uncharacterized. The coding region runs from base 308 to 619 and encodes 103 amino acids. The record is from RefSeq and is a predicted model, not a curated record. NCBI's taxonomy places the organism in Eukaryota, Metazoa, Arthropoda, Insecta, Coleoptera, Buprestidae. The transcript has 2 exons.